Molecule: messenger RNA, 9060 nt
Organism: Lineus longissimus
Lineage: Eukaryota; Metazoa; Nemertea; Pilidiophora; Heteronemertea; Lineidae
Product: protein boule-like
Exons: 12
Coding region: 54-1322 (422 amino acids)
Biological process (GO): 3'-UTR-mediated mRNA stabilization; positive regulation of translational initiation
Cellular component (GO): cytoplasm
Molecular function (GO): mRNA 3'-UTR binding; translation activator activity
Source: RefSeq, a predicted model, not a curated record
UUGAUCGGCCUGAUAAUAUAUUUACUUUCUCCUUAUUUAUUGAUUAUCACACCAUGGCUGACUCCUUCUUCCUCCCUCAGUCUCACCAAAGACAAAUGCAGCCCAUGCCUUCAUUAGGGCUGCAGCAGCAGCAUUCUUACAAUUGUCAGUCUUCGUCGGGAGAAGUAUCGCCGUCAAGUACACCGGUCAGCGGGAUCACAAGUACACAUGCUCCCAAGUACGGCACAGUCAUCCCGAACAGAAUAUUUGUCGGAGGAAUUGCCGCGAAUACUAGUGAAUCAGAGUUAAAAUUGUUCUUCCAAUCGUAUGGCAGUGUCAAAGACAGUAAGAUUAUUGCAGAUCGAGCGGGUGUCUCAAAAGGAUAUGGCUUUAUCACGUUCGAUACCCAAGAGGAUGCAGAAAAAAUUAUUAAAAAAGAGUCAGACAACCUGGUGUUUAAAGAUAGAAAGCUGAAUAUUGGGCCAGCGAUCCGAAAACAGCAAGCAUUUCCUCGGCCGGAAACAUCAUUUUCACCCAGUACUGUGUUAUUCACAAACGGUUCCAUCCCCUAUACAUAUCAGAACGGCAUGGCUGUAUUCUCACAGGACGGUUCUGGUCAAGUUUACCAAGCAGCACAAACACAGCCAACGUACCCUGUAAUGGCCGUCCCCCAGCAUGUCGCUUAUGCCAUGACGCAACCGCAAUAUUCCGCAUAUCAGCCACAUCCUCACACACCUCAGACAUGGGCGUCUGCUGCCCAGGCUGCAGCUUCACAGUGGAGAUGGCAGAGCCCUACCCCAGCAGCGAUGGCAAGUAGCCCUGGUGCCUAUCUCUCGUAUCCCACAAUGCAACCUGCAGCGGCCCCGGAGAUGAUGUACGCCCAGCCGCCCCCUCAGGCCUACCAGCAGGAGAUGCCAGAAGCGGGUCUAAUGGAGCCUACUGAGGGCAGUAUGGGGCCUAUCGAGCACCGCCAAUGUAUUGCUGAGCAACAGAUAUCGUACGUUGACCAGAACGGGAUGCCCCUCCAGCAGGUACCAGCGCACAUGCAAACACCUCAGCCAGCUCACAAGACGGUCCCCAGCGUGGCUAGUUCCUACUACCAGGUGCCAAAAGCCCAGCCCAGCCCGCGCAAACACUACAGCACCCCGAUGCCGAUGAUGCGUGGCGGGAAGGUUCCGCGUUUGAUCAGGAAGGAGGUCAACGGGACGACUAUUAACGUCAUGCCCCAGCAGAACGUACCGCUGGAGACAACCAUCCCGCAACACGAGUACGAAUGUUAUGAAGUAAACCACCAGGCGCCGCCGACUCCCCCUCCCACCCCCCAACAGCUCCACUGUAAAUAAAUACUGGUUUAACAAACAAUGCACUUGCUUUCAGGUUUUCUGAGCACUUAAAGAUUCUCUCUGGUCCCAUACUAGUUGGGGUAAGCCCGAAUGGUCGUCCUAAACAGCAGCCAGUAAGAUUUAGAUCUGUACUUUAGUGAUCGUAAAUGAAAUAAGCAGGCCAUUUGACACGUUUCCUGAAAUUAUAUGGAUGUUGAAUGAAAAGUAAAGUGAGUUGCUGCCUAAAAUCACAAGCGUCCAGUUACUUGGAAAGCGUAGAGUCGUUUUCCUCCAAGUCGAAUUCAAGAUGGCCAGCGCUGGUUACUGGACAUUCGCAAUUUUUGACAACAAUUCUCCUAUCUUCAACCCAAAUUUCAGGAAGUGUGCCAAAUGGCCUUCUCGUUUCUUGUAUGGCCACUAAAUUUUGAGUGAUGUCUUCGAAUCUUCCUGGACGCCGUUUAAAACGGCCCAGCCUGAAUGCAACAUUGGAAUUCUUGUUUUAUGUUCAGGUUGAAGUUUGCUUGAUUUCUAUGGUUACUGUUACAAAUAACGACUGCUGUAUUCACAUAGAUUGGCAGAUUUAGGGUAGAAUGUUGACAUUUUUAGCAUGUUUGGUUUUCUGUCUUUUGAUGCAACUAUUUGAUUGAACUUCUGACAUUGUUGGUUCGUCUAACACGAUUUUGAGUGUUUUUUUCCUAGAACCUCCCAAAUAUAAUCAAAUUCGUGACUUGCUAUUUUGAUGAAACGUGAGAAUAACAACAGUUACAAGUUCUUCCAAGUUCUUUGGUUUUAGGCUUUUACUAAUUUUGCUUAACUCUCCGACAUGAGAAUGCUGUACACCGUCCAUCUGGUCGAACAAAUCUUUAGAAUAACAUGUCAGGUCCAGUUGAAACAUACGACAUUUCAAAUCACGAUCCAGUUGAUCAGAAUAUAUUCAAUGAUUGAUAAAACAGGGCGGGCGUCCACCAGCAACUCGCCUUGUCUAAUAAAACCUGGCUGUGGCUAAAAGAGGCUAAUGUUGCAACAAACCGGCCCAGGAUUAGCCCUGAAUUAAAAAUUUAUUAAACUUGUCUCUCAAAUGCUAGUGUUAAUUCAAACUCAAAUGCGUCUACCUAUGUUGUGACUUAUUAUCUGCUCAACUCUUGAGUAGGUCUCAAUAGUUGAGAGCCUGGUUGGAAAAACUCAAAGUAUUUCCUUCAAGAUUGUGAAUCUCCCCAUAAGAUUGGUAAAAAUUGUGUGUAAUUGUAUCGACAAAGAUUUUGACCUUCAUGUGAGGGGCUCGUUUCAUCAAGAAUCAUUCCUAAAAUUAUUAUUUCUAAGACAUUUAUAAUAGAUGUGAAAACUCGCUACAUAUGGUGCAGCCAUGUACUUUAGACGCCUGUCCUGACGAAUUUGACUGUAAUCAUUAUCAUCUUAUACUGCCAUUUUGUUCUGUUUAGGGCUCCAACAUCAAUGAAAGUAGAUUAGUUCUCAACUUUGCCACAAGGUGGCCACGGGAGCGCAUGCUUAAUGGGAAUUUUGCAAAAUUUGAAAUCUGCCAGUCUGCAGUCGUGACUCAUGGAAGCAAGCGAACUUCAUACGGGACAUAUUCAUAAUCUGCAGUCGUUCAAUAGUCUGAGAAUUCUACUGAAAAAAAGCAGCGUAAUUUGUCUGCAAUUUUGCUCAAGGCUUCUCUACUGUCUAAUUCAUUGGUUCUGUCUUUAGAGUCUGCUUGGAUGAUGACAGAAGACUGACAAGUGAGGACAUAUCAAUAUACAGUGAAACCUCAUUAGCGUACACCUUUUUAUUAAGGACAACCUCUCUAUUACGGACACCCUCUCUAAUGAAGACGCUGCACUUGGUCCCAAAUUGGUCAUUUCUAAUGAAUAUGACCUCUGUAAUUGGGACACCUCUCAAAUAGCAACAAAAUUUGUCAGUCCUAAGGGUGUCCUUAAUAGAGAGGUUCUGCUGUACUUGGUUGUCUGCACAGUUUCAUUCAGGGUUGUAAAGAACCGUCCAAAUGUUUGCCGCUCAGGCCAUAUCUACCAUAACAUAAGUGGUGAGAACCAUGGUGUAUGGGACCAGAGAUAAUCUAUUUUUUUAGACUUGAAACAUUCCCUGGGAAUUAUUUGUAAAUGAGUUUGGUCAGUCAAGACAUAUGGAGAAAAUAAUGCGUAAAAUAACUUGUGUAUAUAGAUAGUUAAAAUCAGAUCAAAAUGGACUGUUUUCCUAUUGUUUUUGAACGUACCUAGUUCUUAUUAUUAUACCCUAUUUUGUGCAGCCUUGUCCCCAGAUGCCUAAUUUGCCUGUACUCGAGGUUUGAUUAAGCAGCAGAUUCUUCAAACAGAACGAAAAGUUCUACGAAGUCAUUUGGUGUCAUUGGAUUGAGAAUCUGUGCUUUAUGCCUUGAAUGUCCGAUAUAAUUGUCGGUGUCAUGGUUUAGGGGCAAUGUGUUUGUCCAAAUAUCGUCUUGACAAAACCUCUCAUUUCUACCAGAUAUACUGGAAAUUACACUGCUGUUGAAUCUUGCCAUCGGUAGUACAUCGUUGUGUCAGUGAUUGUUUAACCUUGGUUGCAGGUUCACAUUAGGUCUCGAGGGGAUCCAGGUUGUGACAGUAGAAGUUCAAAUUUGAGUUAACUGUUGUAGCUAUCUUGGCAAAUAAUGACAUCCAAACUCCGCAGUCUACAGAGUUGUCAUGUCAGUCUGUCAUGUCUGUUCUUCAAGUGUUUCAUCAUUGACAUGGCUGCGAUUUGUCAAUUUCAGCACCUUAAGAUUUGGCCUUAUUUGCCCAGCUAACUUCGAUGGUAGCAAACUGAAUGUUGCAAGGUUUUCUGAAGUGCAUUUGUCAUGAAAGUACUGGUGCCGUUGUUGAAAUUGACAUCCAAAGUACUCGUGCUGUUGUUGCAAUUGACAAAGAUCUGGUGCAGUUGUUGCCCACAAAUGACCUAGUAUAAAGUACUUCCAAAUGCGGUGUUUCUGGCACUUUUUUGGACCUUGCAGCAUUUCAGAGUAUGGAUUGUUUACUUGUCAAUUUUAUUUCGGAAUACAGACAAAAUUUCUCAUGAGGGUUUGUUUUUUCUCACAGCACAAUUCAGAUGCGUUUAAAAAGAAUUUGUGUCCCUGGGACUGUCAUACUAUUUUUGCACCUGCAUCACUCCUAAGCAGAGCUGUUGUUCAGUGCCAUUUCUUCGUGAAAUGAGUAUAGGUGGGGAAAGGGAAUUCUCAGUGCUAGGGCACAAUAAUGUGCUAAAGUUGCCUGGAGAAAUUUGAAUUUUUUUGCUGUUUCACCCGCUUGUAUAUGUAAGUAAUGAUAAUGUCUGCAAUAAUAUUUGAUGUGGAUUGAAUUUGUUUUCACCUUGAACACUCGUUUGGAAAAUGAAUAUUGUUGUUGUCUAGGCCCUUUGAAGUUUGCUAUGCCUCGGUGGGAACAAGGAAUUGACCAGGAUAAGAAACUAUUUGCAGAAGGAUCCCAAAAUGGUAAAAAAGUCAAGUUUGUACUUUUGCAGUUGGUUUCAGUUGGUUCAUCUAUUUUAUACACAGAAUUACAAUGUUUUACACAAUAAUAAAAUUAUGAAGGAACGAUUUUUGCCGACACCUGUUUUUCUGAUAUAAUAUUUGCAAAAUAUGAAUUCAAACUAAUUGACUUGUGUUGGAAAGGAAAUAUUUUAUCAAUGGAAAUUUGUUUUUACCGAAUAUCUGGCUUUUACUGCCAUGUGUUUUAUCUAAGAUAUACUAUUUAAAAUCUUGACUAGACUUGGUCUACCUGUACGUACGUUAAUUCAGUGUUGACAAGUUUUUUCCAUCGUUCAAUGGAGUCGUGUUCAAGACCAGGGUCUGGCUCCUUCAAAUUCUUUUCAUUUUCUUAGAUUCGGUAUAGCUCGUGAUUUUCCACACCUGAGAUUACUGUUCACCAAUGUUGCAUCUGUAAUUUAAUGUCCUCUUUUAAUAAAGUGAAAAUAAUCUGCUGAGAUUUUAAAUAUUUCCUGAAGAAUUUGUAAAGGUAAGUAACCUAUUGCCGUGACAGACACCUGCAAUGAUCACCGCAUACAUGCAAUUUUUGUCACAAGAGAUCAUGAUUCCUGGCCACAGGGACUUAAAUCCCCACUUUUGCCAGGAUACCAGCAUGAUUACCUUGAAAAACACCAAGUCAGGGUCCAAAUUUUAGCACCACAUAACAACAUCUGUCCCACCUUCGGCCAAAAAGCUGGCCUCAAGUCCAGUUUAGAAAUAUCUUUUUAUUGAUGUUUUCACUUUCUUAAAAUCUAGGAUAAGUUAAACUUUGUGAUUUAUUUUUGUUCAACCAGCACCGUUCGUUCGUGAUGUGAUCCGAUCAUCCUCAAAACAUGGGGUCGUAUUAUGCUGUCGGAUUGCAAGCACCGUUAAUUGAGGAAUCAUGAAGAAAAAAACUUGAAAUUACGAAUUUGAAUUUCUGGUAUUAUAACUGAAAGAUUAAUGGCCAAUUUGUAUGUUUUAAAAGCUGGUGUAUUGCAAUUGCGUUCCGUGUAAGCCUAGGUUUAUUUUCACCUGAACUCUCGUAACUUUCUUCUGUGUUGGGGAGAGAAAUAAUUUCUCAAAUGCACAGAUCACGCCGUCUUUUAGUAACGAUCCUCACCACCUGAUAAUCUGGACUGUAAAUCCGUUGAUGCUUAAGUUUCGUAAUCUGUUCAUCUUUUUCUGAUAAAUUUCUGUAAUCGGAACUUUUGUAAAAUGUGUAAUGCAAGUUUAAAUGCAGGAAUAAAUCGGUUUUCUGUUUAACUUUGUUUGUGCAGAAAAGUACCUGCAAGUUCUGCUCCGUGCAUUUUGGGUAACUUGAAAGCAUGUGCAUUUGGGCGGGUUUUUAAGAUAUUUUUGUAGUAAUUAUUGUUCAUAGCCUGUGAAGGUGGCCAUGUUUUUGUAUGUGCAUUUGUCGUGAUCGCUGCGGUAAGCAUAUAUAUAUUGCAGCAGCUAGGCAGAAACCUCAGUAAUCAAACAUUUUUAUCGGUUUGCAUUUUUUGGGGUCGCCCUGAAUGAUGAUGUAAUAUAUGCACUUUUUUACAGCACUGUUAGACAGGGUUAAAUAUGCAAUCUUGUGACUGAUACAGUCUUCCCGAAUUUAUAGGUGGCUCUUAAAAUAGCUGUAGGGUAACCAGUACAUCUUGCCAAUUCAUAUACUGCUGUCUUCCAAAUGACUAAUUUGCAGCAUUUCGAUAUUCUUGAAAUUGAAAAAGUGUCUUCCAAUUUUGGAAUUUUUGUUGUCGGUGAUAUGAUUUUGCUGGACUUGUAGUAGGAUUUGAAGUCAAGUGUUUGAAUACUUAGCAUUAGUUUUGGGGUUAAUGAAAAGUCUAAUAAGUAGGCCUAGAUUCAGUUCUGCCAUGCCGCAACUUGAAGGCGUUUUGUUGCCAUGUAUUGUGAUGAUGUGCUACCUCCUAUGAUUGUCAAGUACUUGGUGAAAAUUCAUGAAAAAAGCAUGUUUUCUAGAUCUCAAAUUAGUUCGAAAACCGUAGUAAGUUUAGAUAAAUAACCAUUUUAUACAAGCCCCUUCCCGUAACACUUCUAUCCCGCAUCUUGAGACACCAGUGCCGAUGUGAAUAUAAAUCCGUACUGAUAGGCGUAUUAACCUGCAUUUAAAAACCUGUAGUCCCAUCAACCUUGCAUAGUACUCCAUCCAUCCAAUAUAUCACUCUGUAACCAUAUCAUUAACCACGGCAGUGUCCAGUCUUCUUGUGAUAAUAAGUGUGAGGGUCGCUUUCGGAACUGAUGAGUUUGGCGAAUAGUGGAAAACAGUUGUAAGCGCUUUGGGUUUUGAGACAAUUUCUGUUGAGAUAUCCAAUGGGGUAUCCUGAUAAAAACUACCAUGAUAUGAUCCAGUGACCUCUUGCAGUGGCCACUUUGACAGUGGCUGUGAUGUCAUAAAUCAAAGAUUUUUAGGUUCUGCUGAUAUGACAUCGCUAUCAUCCUUUUUGCCGACUCGAUCUGUUUCUUUUACUCAAAGCGUUGACCGUCCUCUGUAUUGAGGUGAAGGAAUUAAUCUUGCCAAUUUCAUCAUUAUUAUUUAGUUGUUAUCAUCCUGUGAUCAGAUUCAGAGUGUAGGCAACACCCCUCAUCUCAAAAUGGAACCAUCUAUGAUAAUCUCAGUGAGAUAACUUGUGAUGGUCUCUUCCAUUUUGUAUCUAAAGGGUUGCCAGCUUCACUUUUGUAUGCAAUUUUGUACCUCAUCUUAUAGCUAUAAACAUAUAUUGAAUCAAAGUAGAUAAUCAGAGCAUAGAUACUUGAUAUUAAUCGGUAAUUAAUAUAUUCAUCAGGUGUUGUACAAAUUUGAUUACGCUUCAUCAUAUACUCCCGAAGCCUAGAUCAUCUAUUUUAUUUUGAUUAAGUUUCAUAAUGUUAAUUUAGUUUCAUUUCGUUAUCAAUUUCGUUACUUCUAUAUUUCGUUGGGCAUUUAUUGCUAGCCAUGUCCUCUAUGAAUCUAGAAGUCUGAUUCAAAAAGUCUGUUAUCAUUACUAGAUAAAAGGAGAAGUCCCUUAAGAUAGUGCCAUGACAUUAUAAGUCUUUUCAAAAAUGUCUGUUCUACCCUACCCAAGGUCGUAUUUGCUGUACAAUAUCAUAUCAGUUUUUCAGAAUCUGAAGACAGUAUUUCAGAAUCUUGAAUCAGUAUUUCAGAAUCUCAGUAUUUCAGAAUUUCCAAUCAGUUUUUUAGAAUCUCAAAUCAGUAUUUCAGACUGAAAUCAGUAUUUCAGAAUCUCGAAUCAGUAUUUCAGAAUCUCAAUAUUUCAGAAUUUCCAAUCAGGUUUCUAGAAUCUCAAAUCAGUAUUAAUCAGUAUUUCGGACUCUAAUCAGUAUUUCAGAAUCUCGAGUCAGUAUUUUAGAAUCUCGGACUAGAUCUACCGAGUAUUAUGUAAUCACUUCAGCUCAGUGUGUUGCCAUAUCUACGUCAUUUUGUUCAGUUUAAUAGCUUAGUUGUUACCUUUUUGAGUUCAGUUUAUUUUGAUUUUCGUUAUUUCAUUGAAGUCAUUAAUUGAGUUGAUUAUAAUAAUAAUAGUAAGGAAGCAUAACUAGUAUAUUCAAAUGAUGUAUAACAAUAUUUGAUACUUGAAACCUUUUGUAAUGAAACAUCAAAAGCCCCACCUGUAGAGGGCUGCAGAAAAAAAACAGCUUAUGUAAUUCUCAUCAUCACCACUAUGUUCUGUCUUUGAAUUGAUGCUUGUGUAUAAACCUGGAUAAUCAGUUUCCCGGUUGCUGAGAAUCGUGUUUAUUCAAGCUGGCGUGCCAACUUGCCAAACCUGCAUCAAACCUGCAUCAGAAACCAGCCUGAUUCUCGGCAAGUUGGAAAGCGAGUCUCUCGUGCGUGUGUUAGAGUUAUUGGGGAGGGCAUGCAUAAUUCACUAAAGAAGUCAAGCCUCUGCCUUUUUGUGAGGAGGAUGUAGUUCUUGAUAUUUUUUUCUGGUAAGUCUUUUCAGCACGAUAUCCUCCUUUGAUCUUGGCAUUGUGUUAAAGUAUUGAGGGUAUCAGUGGAUACUCUCUGUGGGAUUAUUAUUUUUGUUCAGAUUGCAUUUAAUCCAUUGUUAAAUUUACCAAAGAUGUUGUUUGAUGCACAAUGAUGUUGCUGUAAGGCUAAAUGUUUUUCACCCAAUGGAGCAAAUAAUUCUCUGUGACAUGGCAAGUUCUCUUGGGCAAUUUAUCAAUGUUAGUAUCAAUGCCAUCAUUCAGAAAUGUUUUGGGAAAGGCAGUUUGGGAGAUCUUUAAAAAGCAACUCAGGUGAACUUGCUGUGGCACAGACACAUUUUCAGUUCGUUUUCAAAA